AUGGUAUUGUUAGAGAAUAUCAUACAACUGCAACAAGCUUAUGGUAAUUUAUCCACGUCAAUACCAACAUUGGAUAAUAUUCUACAUCAGACACAAGUGAAGUCAAGAAUUUAUGAUUUCCAAUCAUCACCAAGUUGUAAUGGCAUGUACAUUGUUUUAAUUUCGUUAAUAUCAUCCCAUUUGAAAGAUAAUAAACCGGUUUUGAUAAUUGAUACAUUGACUAAGUUUCCAUUUUAUUUUCUUAAACAACAACCUGAAUAUGAAGAAUCGUGGUUGAAAAAUAUCACUCAUUAUAAACUUGAUUCAUUUGCUAAAUUAUAUGGAUUUUUAAUUAAAUGUAAUCUUGAAACAAAUACUAUGGUUAUAAUUAAUGAAUUUCAUGAAUUAUUAAAAAUGUAUAAAUUGGAAUUAUCUUCAAUUUAUGAAGAUAUGAUUUUGAAACAUCAUAUUGAAGUUAAUGAUACAAUUAUAGAAAAUAAACAAUCAUCAACUACUGAUCCAAAACCAAUACCACAACUACCUCAAAAUACAGAUUUAUUAAAAACAAGUCCUAUAAUAAAAUAUGAAUCUCAUGUGGCAUCAUUAAUUUCAAAUUUAAGGAAUAAAUGUCUUCAUGAAAAUGCCUUGAUUUUUCUACUAGGUUAUUUAGAUACAAAAUUUCGACCUUAUAAAACUAAAAGUCAAGAUCUGAUUGAAUCUACUUCAUUUCAAUCAUUUACUGAUAAAGGUAGAGUUGUGUUAUCUCCGUUUAAUAUUCAUAAAAAUUUAAAUGAUUUGAAAAUUCUAUUCUAUCAAGAUUGGUAUCAUAAUUCACCUCAAUUUAGAAAAAGUCAACAAGUUAUUGGAAAACCUAAACUUAUUACAAUUGAAAAAUCACAAUUAAAAUUAGUCUACGUUGCUGAAGUUAUUGUAGAGAAUAAAAGUCUACCUUCGGUAUAUUUUGAUAUUGAUAGUCAAUUCUACUAUGAGAAUAGCACCCAUGAUAACUUCGAUGGAAAAUAUUCUCUUCGUGAUUUAUCAGAAAUAAUUGAAGAAAGACCUCCUAUUUCAUCAUCUCCAAAUGUUGAUGAAUAUACAGUAUUAGAUGGUAAUGACAUGGAUGGUGGUUUAUUGACGAUUCCAAACAAAGCUGUCCCUGAUCAUACUGACACGGAUGUUGAUAAUGAAAUAAUUGAAGAUUCAGAUAAAGAAGGUGAUAGUUCUUUUAUUAAAACUGUGAAUACCUCAAAGAACUAA
Molecule: messenger RNA, 1236 nt
Organism: Candida tropicalis MYA-3404
Lineage: Eukaryota; Fungi; Ascomycota; Pichiomycetes; Serinales; Debaryomycetaceae
Exons: 1
Coding region: 1-1236 (411 amino acids)
Source: RefSeq, a predicted model, not a curated record